This is a messenger RNA of Cylicostephanus goldi, 462 nucleotides long. The record is from the annotation of a GenBank genome assembly. NCBI's taxonomy places the organism in Eukaryota, Metazoa, Nematoda, Chromadorea, Rhabditida, Strongylidae.
AUGUACGGAGAGGCAGGUCUUGUGCACAAUGUUAUGAAUGGUGACUGCUGCGGUAAUGCAGUGUACUUCAGACAAGAAGGAUCAUUUCUUUGUUGUGAGAACAAUUUAGCAAGCAUCGCCCGCCUACCGUAUACCAAAUCGUUGCAGGAAACUCGCUUCAACAGAUAUGUGCUGCGGAUCGACCGUAUUCGAUGGAGGGCGUCAGCAAAUCUGCUGUGGAGACAGGGUAACUCCAUAUUCAAAUAUGUUUUCGACAGAAAUCAAGCGGAUUCAUGCUGUAUACGUAACAAUGGAAGUGAAGUGGAAUAUCACUCGAACACUGAAUUUUGCUGCAAUGGGGCCGUACGAAAAGGCAUGGGCCUCUUCUGUUGUUAUUUACGUAUGAAUGGCAACUUGGUGGCCGAAUCAUAUCAGAAUCAAACCCACUGUUGCCAAUUUCCAUUCGAUAUCAUCUAUCAGAAA